GUGGUUUCUUUUUCAUUUAUGUUUAUAUAAUUUUCAUCUUAAUCUUAAAUUCUGGUAACCUUAAUGCUUGAUCCGCUUUUCUCCUAAAUUUUUGUGUGAGAGAAGAGAGAUCUAAAAAUCCACAAUUUUGUUCAAAUCUUGGAGUUAAAUGCUGAAUUUUAGGCCUAGUUGCUUAGAUGUAUGGCUUAAAGUUUCGAACUUUUCCUUGGAUAUGGUACAAUCUUGUAGUUAAACGCUGAUGUGUCCCUCUUGGUCUUGGGCGUUGUUGCUUAGAUUUAUGGCUUAAAGUUUCAAACUUUUCCUUGGAUAUGUGAGAAGAAAAUGUCAGGAUCUGAGACGGGUUUUAUGGCGGCGACCAGAGAAUCAGUGCAAUUCACAAUGGCUCUCCACCAGCAGCAGCAGCAACGCAGUGAAGCUCAACCUCAGCAGUCUCAGAACAUGCAAUCGUCAUUCGGUGGAGACGACGGAGCCGAUCUCUACAGGCAGCCGAUGAGGUCAGCAUCACCACCGCAGCAGUACCAACCCAACUCAGCUGGUGAGAAUCCUGUCUUGAACAUGAACAUGCCCGGAGCUGAGCAUGGAGCCGUGACUGGAAGUGAGCCUGUGAAGAAGAGGAGAGGUAGACCGAGGAAAUACGGACCUGAGAGUGGUGAAACGUCACUUGGUUUGUUUUCUGGAGCUCCUUCUUUCACUGUGAGCCAACCUGUUAGCGGCGGCGGUGGAGGAGAGAAGAAGAUGAGAGGAAGACCUCCUGGUUCUUCUAGCAAAAGGCUCAAGCUUCAAGCUUUAGGCUCGACGGGAAUCGGAUUUACGCCUCAUGUACUUACCGUGAUGACUGGAGAGGAUGUAUCAUCAAAGAUAAUGGCGUUAGCUCAUAAUGGACCACGUGCUGUGUGUGUCAUGUCUGCAAAUGGAGCCAUCUCCAAUGUGACUCUCCGCCAGUCUGGCACAUCCGGUGGAACCGUUACAUAUGAGGGGAGAUUUGAGAUUCUGUCUUUAUCGGGAUCGUUCCAUUUGCUGGAGAACGAUGGUCAAAGAAGCAGGACGGGAGGUCUAAGUGUGUCCUUAUCAAGUCCGGAUGGUAAUGUCCUAGGUGGUAGUGUAGCUGGUCUUCUUAUAGCAGCAUCACCUGUUCAGAUUGUUGUUGGGAGUUUCAUACCAGACGGAGAAAAAGAACCAAAACAGCAUGUGGGACAGAUGGGACUAUCGUCACCCACAUUACCGCGUGUGGCCCCAACGCAGGUGCUGAUGACUCCGGGUAGCCCGCAAUCUCGAGGCACAAUGAGUGAGUCAUCUUGUGGAGGAGGACAUGGAAGCCCUAUUCAUCAGGGCACAGGAUCUUACAGCUGGAAGUAGCCAUGUGAUCUGGGUCGGCUUAAAACAAACAACUUCCCGUUAUUUGAGUGAUGAUUAUUUCUAUAUUUGGUUUAGACUUUCUAGUUCUGUUCAGACAAAAGGAGUUUGAUAACUUGACCUAUUUUGUGUUUUGAGGUACUUUCAGAACCAUAGGUGUUCAGAAAUUAGAAUGUCCUGAUUAAUGUAGAUCUUUUAUUUUAUGUUGAGGUACUUUCAGAACCAUAAGUUGUUCAGAAAUUAGAAUAUCCUGAUUAAUGUAGAUCUUUUAUUUUGUGUUUCUCAA
Molecule: messenger RNA, 1639 nt
Organism: Arabidopsis lyrata subsp. lyrata
Lineage: Eukaryota; Viridiplantae; Streptophyta; Magnoliopsida; Brassicales; Brassicaceae
Product: AT-hook motif nuclear-localized protein 10
Exons: 6
Coding region: 322-1356 (344 amino acids)
Molecular function (GO): minor groove of adenine-thymine-rich DNA binding
Source: RefSeq, a predicted model, not a curated record